This is a messenger RNA of Cordyceps fumosorosea ARSEF 2679, 1239 nucleotides long. Its product is annotated as NADH dehydrogenase, FAD-containing subunit. Bases 1 to 1239 code for a protein of 412 amino acids. Lineage: Eukaryota; Fungi; Ascomycota; Sordariomycetes; Hypocreales; Cordycipitaceae. The record is from RefSeq and is a predicted model, not a curated record. The transcript has a single exon. Gene Ontology annotation, molecular function: NAD(P)H dehydrogenase (quinone) activity. Gene Ontology annotation, biological process: aerobic electron transport chain.
AUGGCACAACGAAUCCUCAUCAUCGGAACCGGCUUCGCAGGGUUAUGGAGCGCCCUCUCCGCGAAACGUCUCCUGCAGCUUCACAACAAGGAGAAUGCUGUCGAGGUCGUCGUCGUCGCCCCCGAGCCCAGCCUGGUGGUGCGGCCCCGGCUGUAUGAGGACAACCCGGCGGCCAUGGUGCACCAGCUCGGACCAUUGUUUCAGGCGACGAAUAUCCGAUUCGUCGAGGGGCUUGUCAAAGCCAUAGACACUUCCACAAAGACUGUUGUUUACGCCUCCAAGGGCACCGAGUCCGCUUCCAUUACCUACGACCGCCUGGUGCUGGCAGCUGGAAGCUCCGUCGUCCACCCCAAAGCCGUCGACGGGCUGUCCGAGCACGCAUUCGACAUUGACGCCUUGGAAUCUGCCUCAAAACUCCAUCUUCAUCUCAAAAGCCUCGCAGCCUUGCCACAGAGCGCCGCCCGCGACACGGUGGUCGUGUGCGGCGCAGGUUUCACAGGCAUCGAGCUCGCCACGGAACUUCCUCUGCGCGUCGCCUCUGGCGUGCGCAUUGUCCUCGUUGACGGCUCCGACGCGGUCGGAUCCCAGCUCGGCCCGGGUCCCCGCGCCGCCAUCACCAAGGCCCUCCAGGCCAUGAACGUCGAAGUCAAGCUCGGCGCCGGCAUUGCACGCAUCGACGCGUCCGGCGUGACCCUGUCCUCCGGUCAGCGCAUCGCCACCCUAACCGCCAUAUGGACCGCCGGCGUCCGCGCCUCCGCCUUGACCCAGCAGAUCCCGGGCGACAAGGACGCGCUCGGCCGCAUCCGCGUGGAUCCCACGCUCCGCGUCCCGUCUGCCACGGACGUCUACGCCACCGGCGACGCCGCGCACGUCCUCGCCGAUCCGGAAGGGGGCCAGGUGGCGCUGAUGUGCUGCCAGCAUGCGCUCCUGCUCGGUCGCGUCUCCGGGCACAACGCCGCGGCGAGCUUGAUCGGCGUGCCGGAGACAAACUACGCGCAGGCCGCGUACAACUGCUGCCUCGACCUGGGCGGGCACGGCGCGGUCAUCUGUCGCGGCUGGGAGAGGGAGGUCAUGCUCGAGGGGGAUCUGGCGAAGCGAGUCAAGAAGUACAUAAACGGGACUCUGAUUUACCCUCCCGCCGACGCGGCCGAGGCCGUUGCGGCGGCUGAUCCGGGUCUGUAUGGGGAUUCGGACGAGUUGUUCAAGCAGAUGAUUGAGACUAUCAAGACAUCCGCCUAG